Molecule: messenger RNA, 630 nt
Organism: Plasmodium knowlesi strain H
Lineage: Eukaryota; Apicomplexa; Aconoidasida; Haemosporida; Plasmodiidae
Product: calmodulin binding protein, putative
Exons: 7
Coding region: 1-630 (209 amino acids)
Biological process (GO): spindle organization; establishment of meiotic spindle localization; mitotic cell cycle
Cellular component (GO): spindle pole
Molecular function (GO): protein binding
Source: RefSeq, a predicted model, not a curated record
AUGGACUUAGUGAAGCUUGCCAAACAGGGCAGUGCACUGUCCCGUGAAUAUAAGUCCCUCAUAAGGGACAAGGAGAAAAACGCAGCGAGGGAGCGCCUAGCUGCUAUCACGAUACAGAAGUGCUACAGAGGGUAUUUGACCCGGCGGACUUACCUUGUUUAUAAGCACUUUCUGAAGCGCACGAAGAAUGCCAUAGAUAUUCUAGAAUGCAAAUUUUUGCUUAGAAAAUUGAAGCGCCAAAGACUGGAGGAACAAGCCGUAUUGUACUUAUCCGACAAUGCCACCAAGAUACAGAAGGUCUACCGGGGGUUUUACUCCAGGAAAUACAUUCACGACUUCUUUAGGCGGAAGAAGGAAAUAAUCGAAAUGGAUGCACACGUAAAGGCACAGAAGGGAUUUAUGCUUCAGGGGAUUGAGGAAAAGAGAAUAAAACAGUUGUUACACGAUAAUAAAGUGAAAGACACGAAAAUACAUAACGCUGCGAAAAAUCUGCAUCACCUCGUGUCAACCAAGGCACAGAGGGGGGUCUAUAAUUACAGGAUCGAAAAUAUCAUACGGGAACAGCAAGAAAAAAUCAAAAACAGCAGCGAAAAAAAGAAAAAAAUAAAUCUACUAAACAAAAGGAAGUAG